Poeciliopsis prolifica (blackstripe livebearer) is the source of this 1899-nucleotide messenger RNA. RefSeq names its product choline kinase beta (gene chkb). The record is from RefSeq and is a predicted model, not a curated record. NCBI's taxonomy places the organism in Eukaryota, Metazoa, Chordata, Actinopteri, Cyprinodontiformes, Poeciliidae. Gene Ontology annotation, molecular function: ethanolamine kinase activity; choline kinase activity. Gene Ontology annotation, cellular component: cytoplasm. The coding region runs from base 1 to 1464 and encodes 487 amino acids. Gene Ontology annotation, biological process: CDP-choline pathway; phosphatidylethanolamine biosynthetic process. The transcript has 11 exons.
AUGCGGUUUCGGACAUCCAGCUAUGCUUGGUUCUUUCGGUUGAGCAGCUUCACUAGUGAACGGUGUGCGUCAGCGAGCCCAUUGCGCUGCCUCACCAGGCCGACAUUUUACCGCGGUGUUCAUUCACUCCUGACCCGCAAACUCACGAUGCAGUCUGGUCGAAAUGCGACCCAUGGUAGCUCCGGCGCCAAAGUCUUGGACAUAGCGGAGAAAACGGGACGGGGGCUCCGCAGCGGCGACAUUUCCAGCCACACCCUCUCCUCGGAAGGCGUCUGUGCUUCGGCGGAGAGGAAGGGAGUGGUGACCUCGCUUUUGGUCAGCCAGAGACACCUGAGGAGCCCGAGUCCUCAGGUAGAUGACGACUCAGAAGCUGAGUCUUUUCGGGACGGGAGAAGCGAAGAGGUCGACCGAGACACAAAAAGCAGAGCGUUUCUGUGGUGCAGGGACUUUUUGUCUGGAUCGUGGAAGGCUGUUCAAGAAGCGGAUUUUCAAAUUAGUAUUGUCAGUGGUGGACUGAGUAAUCUACUGUACCUGUGUAGCUUGCCUGACCACGUCCCAUGUUUGGGGGAAGAACCCCGGCAGGUGCUGCUGAGAGUCUACGGUGCCAUCUUGCAGGGUGUGGAUUCUCUGGUUCUGGAAAGUGUGAUGUUUGCUAUUUUAGCAGAGCGAACUUUGGGGCCAAAGCUUUAUGGUAUCUUUCCAGAGGGACGUUUGGAGCAAUACUUACCGAACACCCGCAUGCUCACAGAACAGCUCUCCGACCCGGUCGUUUCGUCUGAGAUUGCCACCAAACUGGCACGCUUUCAUGGCAUGGUUAUGCCCUUUAACAAAGAGCCCAAGUGGCUGUUCGGGACCAUUGACAAAUACAUGGAUGAAGUGAUGAAGAUUCAUUUUGUGCGGGAAACACAUGUGAAAAAGUACAAUAAACUGAUGCAGUUUGAUCUGCCUGCUGAGCUCAAGAGUCUCCGUUCUUUGCUGGCAGUGACUCCAUCACCAGUGGUGUUUUGUCAUAAUGAUGUCCAAGAAGGAAACAUCCUUAUCCUGGAGGACAGGGAUCACACAGCGACAGAAAAACUGAUGCUUAUUGACUUUGAAUAUAGCAGUUACAAUUACAGGGGUUUUGACUUUGGGAACCAUUUCUGCGAGUGGAUGUAUGAUUACACGUGGAAUGAGUGGCCGUUUUACAAAGUUACACCCGAGGACUAUCCGACCAGAGAGCAGCAGCUUCACUUCAUCAGAAGUUAUUUGGCUGAGCAAAAUCGACAUACUAAGAGUGACCUGGAUCAGACAAAAAUUGAAGAGGAUAUGAUAAUUGAAGCAAACAGAUACGCAUUAGCAUCGCAUUUCCUCUGGGGACUGUGGUCCAUCAUUCAGGCCAAGUUAUCCAAGAUUGAGUUUGGAUAUAUGGAUUAUGCUCAGAGCCGUUUUGAUGCCUACUUCAAGCAGAAAAAGCUCUUCUCCUAAAUUCCUCCUGGAAAUCAGAAUGUACUGUCCUUUUCUGUGUUCACCACCUCUCCAGCUCCGCUAAUACCUAUGCAAGAAUUUUUGUAUGUUAUCUUGUAUUUGUCUGAUUAUAAUUUGUGAGCGUAAAAGAAAAAAUGUAAAAAGACGUUUUGAGAAAAUGCACACAUUCAACUUGUUUAACACUUUUAUAUGAAGAGUUCUGAGUUGAUAUCCACUCAGUAUAUUUUUGGCUAUUUAACUCUAAGUUAACCAGUUUUGGACCACUUUGUGACAUUCAUGCACGUUUAAUCUUUUGUCUUGCCAGAGAAUUAUUGUCUUCACAUUGGACUUUAAAAUUUGGUAAAUGAGCCUAGAUUAGAACGCUUGUUUGUAGCCCAUUAAUGUUUUGGGUUUCUUUUUUAUUCUACCUCAGUUGUUUUGAUGUUCACGUCACGU